AUGGCGUUACGUAUAUAUAUAUAUCCAUAUUUAUUUUGAUACAUAUUGUCAUAUAAAAAUAACAAAUAAAGCAUUCUGUACAUUUCAAAUAUAGUCAUAUAAAUUUAUAAUGGCACUUGUUUCCAAUAUAAUUUCAUCCAUUUCACAAAAAGUAACCAAAUUUGGAUUAAAUUCAAAUGCUAUUAAUUGGGAAUGUGUCAGGUAUGCAUCAAAGAAAGCAGGCAGCUGUACGAAAAAUAAAACUAUUAAAACAAGACCAAAGUUAAGAGGUUUGCGUGUUAGCGAUGGUGAGUUUGUACAGGCAGGAAAAAUGCUCGCUACUCAAUUGAGACCUAGAUUUCAUCCUGGGCUAAAUGUAGGUUGUGGAAAAAAUGGAACAUUGUUUGCUAUGGAGAAAGGAAACGUGAUGGUAACUUGCGAGAAGGUUAAUCUCAAUUGGGAUCAUCCUUGGGUGAGAUUAAAUUAUGCAAAUCGAGAAGGACAAACCAUUUAUAAGAAACAUGUGAAUGUAAUACCCGAACCUCAGCACAAUCGUUUUAAACUAAUCAAUACUAUUUGAAUUCGUAAACUAAUAGAAUUUAGUUGAGUCAUUUUUAUAGAACAUUUAUUUUAAUGCGAAAACAUCUAAAGUAAAUAGUGCAAUUAUUUCAUAUUUUUUCAUAGUUAAAAAUAAUAAUCAACAAUAACAGAUGUUUAGGAGGUAUAGAAAUUUACUUUACAUGACAAU
Messenger RNA from Polistes dominula (European paper wasp), 727 nucleotides. RefSeq names its product mitochondrial ribosomal protein L27 (gene mRpL27). Gene Ontology annotation, cellular component: ribosome; mitochondrial large ribosomal subunit. The record is from RefSeq and is a predicted model, not a curated record. NCBI's taxonomy places the organism in Eukaryota, Metazoa, Arthropoda, Insecta, Hymenoptera, Vespidae. Gene Ontology annotation, biological process: translation. Gene Ontology annotation, molecular function: structural constituent of ribosome.